Diprion similis is the source of this 1996-nucleotide messenger RNA. RefSeq names its product glucose dehydrogenase [FAD, quinone]-like. Gene Ontology annotation, molecular function: oxidoreductase activity, acting on CH-OH group of donors; flavin adenine dinucleotide binding. The transcript is spliced from 6 exons. The record is from RefSeq and is a predicted model, not a curated record. Bases 137 to 1996 code for a protein of 619 amino acids. NCBI's taxonomy places the organism in Eukaryota, Metazoa, Arthropoda, Insecta, Hymenoptera, Diprionidae.
AUUCAUAAAAUAAACGAGUUUUGACAGAAAAACUCCGAUCACGACUUUGACUGUAAUUCCAGUUGAUUCUUGAUAAUCAGAAAAACGUGGUGACAGGGAAAGAUAUAAUUCAUGUCAAUAACGGCUGAUAUUCAAGAUGUAUAUUAAGUUGCAACUUAUCGUAUUGCUAUCCGUAAGGAUGACUCAUCACCUAACUUUGGCACAAACCUGUAACGAGAGGCAACUUCCAGGCCCUUCUCUAGCAGACAUGUGCAGUACCAGUGACCCUAACUCCGUCAUGUUCAUGUCUGUCCUGGACUUGUUGACACAGAAGAACGAAAAAAUAUCUGGAAUAUGCGAGCGCGUGAGGCCCAUCGAGUCACCAGAUCUCGAGUAUGACUUUAUCAUAGUCGGCGGUGGUGCGGGAGGUUCUGUGAUGGCUGCAAGAUUAAGCGAGAUUUCUCACUGGAAAGUCUUACUUCUUGAAGCUGGUGAUGAAGAACCUACAUCUGCACAAAUUCCGAGUUUUGCCAGUGUUAUACAAGGGUCCAGUUUGGAAUGGGGAUACCGAACCACGAACGAAAGUCACGCCUGCCUUUCAACGAACGGAUCUUGUUUGUACCCCGCAGCGAAAGUUCUCGGUGGAUGUACGGUGCACAAUGGAAUGAUCUAUUUGAGGGGCAAUCCAACGGACUACAACAAUUGGGCUGCUAUGGGUAAUGAGGGCUGGACUUGGGACGAAGUAAAACCAUUCUUUCUGAAGGCGGAGGAUAACGCUGAAAUUGAUAGAGUUGGAAAAUUCUGGCACGCCACUGGGGGUCCGCUUUUCAUUGAGAGAUCUUCUUAUCAACCUUCCUUUGCCUAUUCUAUUAUAAGAGCAGCAGAAGAGGCAGGAUUUGACGUCAGUCAAGAUCUCAACGGAGACGACGUCACUGGGUUUACAAUAGCACAAACCACAACCAAAAAUGGAGUCAGACGUAGCAGUGCUGCAUCGUAUCUACGGCCCAUCAGGAACCGUGAGAAUCUACACAUUUCGUUGAACUCCACCGUUACAAGAGUACUAAUCGAGGAUGGAAAGGCAGUCGGCGUUGAGUACUUUAAGAGUGGUGAGUUCAAGAUGGUUCGUGCAUCGCGAGAAGUGAUUCUCAGCGCUGGAAAUGUCAAAUCGCCUCACAUUUUACUUCUCUCUGGCAUUGGGCCCAAGGACCACCUCAAGUCCAUGGGCAUAACAGUAAUCAAGGACUUGCCUGGCGUCGGCAGCAAUUAUAACGACCACCCGUUCUUCCCACUUACUUUUACUAUCAACGAGAAUGAUGUAUACGACAACAAUUGGGCUGCUGCUGCCGAGUACCUUGCCUCUCAGACUGGUCCAUUAUCCAGUUAUGGAAUAGCUGGGGUAUUCGCUCAGCUAGCUUCCAGUGCAACAACCCCUGACUAUCCUGAUAUCCAAAUAUUCAGCACUGGUUACCUCGCUGACUGUGCGCCGGGUGAAAUUGGGGCUCUUCGUAGCACGGGGCGACGUACUUUAUCAUUGUCAGCAUUGCACCUGCACCCGAAGAGUAGAGGACGAAUUAGUCUCGCCUCGACUGAUCCUUUUGAAAGCCCCUUGAUCUGGGGUAACUUUUUGAGCGAAUCUAGCGAUGUCGAUCGUCUUUUGGACGGAAUAAAUAGUAUUCUAAAGUUGACUAAUACAAAUACCUUGAGAUCCCAUAAUAUGACGUUGUCAAUGCCAACCGUCGAAGCCUGCAGAGAUUACACUUUUUCCACUACUGAGUACUGGAAGUGUGCGUUACGCCAGAGUGUAAGAGGCGUGGGUCACGGAAACGGAUGCUGUAAAAUGGGCCCCGAUCAUGACGCAAUGGCAGUUGUCGACCAUAAGCUUCGAGUUCGGGGUAUCAAAGGACUGCGCGUUGUAGAUACUUCCGUCAUGCCUAAGGUAAUUUCUGGAAAUACUGCGACACCGACAAUGAUGAUUGCGGAGCGAGCAGCAGAUUUCAUCAAAAAACAUUACCAUUGA